AUGCGACUCAAGAAAAUAGUCUACCCGUUCACAGAUGCAGGCUACCUCGGUACUACUAAAGCCCUGAGGGCAUUGAUCUCGACAGCGUGCCAUCUCUUUGGAGGCGCGCUCUGCGCGCUCGGCUUCACGCUAAACGACUUCUGCAGCCCGGAACAAUUCAACAAGACUCGCGUUCCAGUGUACAUGGGUCACAUGCCAAUGGGGACAACUGUGCAAAACCUUCUUCAUUUCCACCAGCUCUACAAAGCCCGAAAUUUCGUCAUGUACGACCACGGUCCAACCGAGAAUCUUCGGCGAUAUGGACAGAGGACGGCCCCACCAUAUCCACUGGAACGCAUACGUUUACCAGUGGCCUUGUUUUGGUCACAUGGAGACACCUUGGCUGGAGCGAGCGACGUGUCGACAAUGGCUGCCGCUCUUGGUUCGAACGUCAUAAUGAACUACGUGGUUCCUGUGCCGACCUUCCGCCACCUAGACUUCGCCACUGGAUAUAGGGCUAAUGAUAUCGUACAUAAUGUUGCCCUGGAACUCAUUCGAAGUCGCAUUGACCCUUAAACCGUCAAAGGAAUGCAACUUAACAGUAAAAAUAUAGAUACAUUAACGUGUUCUUUGAAUGUACCGUGCUCACGGUUUUAAACGCGGCAGGCAAAUUUUGGGUAGAACACCCUUUCUGUGCAAUUACUCGAGAGUACCCUGCCUUGUUGCUUCGAAUCUGGUCACGAAAGGUGACUUGGACUCUGAUCUAAACGUACGAGUCGAGAUUGCGCCGAUGUCACACAAACUACCGACGGUGGAAACAAAAGCAUGCGCAUUGGUUAGGCCUAAAUUGUCGCGUUUCAAUCCGUGAGCACUGUACAUCGCGCGCGUGGAUAAUG
Molecule: messenger RNA, 875 nt
Organism: Dermacentor silvarum
Lineage: Eukaryota; Metazoa; Arthropoda; Arachnida; Ixodida; Ixodidae
Product: lipase lipl-1
Exons: 5
Coding region: 1-555 (184 amino acids)
Source: RefSeq, a predicted model, not a curated record